This is a messenger RNA of Rattus norvegicus (Norway rat), 36910 nucleotides long. Lineage: Eukaryota; Metazoa; Chordata; Mammalia; Rodentia; Muridae. The record is from RefSeq and is a predicted model, not a curated record.
AUGGGAGGAGCUGUGGUGGACGAGGGUCCCACCGGCAUCAAGGCCCCCGAUGGGGGCUGGGGCUGGGCCGUCCUCUUUGGCUGUUUCAUCAUCACGGGCUUCUCCUAUGCCUUCCCCAAAGCGGUCAGUGUUUUUUUCAAGGAGCUCAUGCAUGAGUUUGGGAUUGGCUACAGCGACACAGCUUGGAUCUCCUCCAUCCUGCUGGCUAUGCUGUAUGGCACAGGCCCACUCUGCAGUAUGUGUGUGAACCGCUUUGGCUGCCGGCCCGUCAUGCUUGUGGGUGGCCUCUUUGCGUCCCUGGGGAUGGUGGCUGCAUCCUUCUGCAGAAGCAUUAUCCAGAUCUACCUCACCACAGGGGUCAUCACUGGCUUGGGUCUGGCUCUCAACUUCCAGCCCUCCCUCAUCAUGCUCAAUCGAUACUUCAACAAGCGCCGCCCUAUGGCCAAUGGGCUGGCAGCAGCAGGCAGUCCCGUGUUCCUUUGUGCACUGUCUCCACUGGGGCAGCUGCUGCAGGACCACUAUGGCUGGCGGGGUGGCUUCCUCAUCCUGGGAGGCCUGCUGCUCAACUGCUGCGUGUGUGCUGCACUCAUGAGACCACUGGUAGCACCCCAGGCGAGUGGAGGGGCUGAGCCCCAUGGACCCCAGCGGCCGUCUCCGCGCCUGCUAGACCUGAGUGUCUUCCGAGACCGUGGCUUCCUCAUCUAUGCUGUGGCUGCCUCAAUCAUGGUGCUGGGGCUCUUUGUGCCUCCGGUCUUUGUGGUGAGCUAUGCUAAGGAUAUGGGUGUGCCUGACACAAAGGCUGCCUUCCUUCUCACCAUCCUGGGCUUCAUCGACAUCUUUGCCAGGCCCACGGCGGGUUUCAUAACAGGGCUCAAGAAGGUGCGGCCCUACUCUGUCUACCUCUUCAGCUUUGCCAUGUUCUUCAAUGGCUUCACUGACCUGACAGGCUCCACGGCCAGUGACUACGGUGGCCUGGUGGUCUUUUGCAUCUUCUUUGGGAUCUCGUAUGGCAUGGUGGGAGCGCUACAGUUUGAGGUGCUCAUGGCUAUCGUGGGCACUCAAAAGUUCUCCAGUGCCAUUGGUCUCGUGCUGCUGUUAGAGGCUGUGGCUGUGCUCAUCGGACCCCCAUCAGGAGGCAAGCUGCUGGACGCAACGAAAGUUUACAAGUAUGUGUUCAUCCUGGCGGGGGCUGAGGUGCUCACCUCCUCCCUUGUGCUGCUGCUGGGCAACUUCUUCUGCAUCGGGAAGAGGAAGAGGCCCGAGGUGACAAAGCCUGAGGAGGUGGCCUCAGAGGAGGAGAAGCUCCACAAGCCCCCUGUGGACGUGAGGGUGGACUCGAGGGAGGUGGAGCACUUCCUGAAGGCAGAGCCUGAGAAAAACGGGGAGGUGGUUCAUACCCCGGAAACCAGCGUGUGAGCGGCCUGGCCGGGCGGGCAGGGAGCAGGGAAGAGGUCCAGAGACUGGCAACGCUCAUAUUUAUUUCACAAACAGGACCAGCUGAGGCGGGGCCAUCGGCUCAGCUCUUGGCUGCCUGGUCAGCGGGUCAGUGUUUUGCGGGGAGAGGUGGCGGGGUGGGAACCGCGUCAUUCCAAAGUGGAUCUGCGGUGAAGCCAAGGAAGCCCCACAGUUACCAGCCGCCUAUAACCAGGGACCCAGCCUGCUGAGCCCAAGCAGCCUGUGGCUCCCCCGCCCCCACCACUGUGGCCAAGGACCUAGAAACCCACACUUAGGAGACAACACGACUUUAAUCAGAGGGCAGGGCUGGGACAGGCUGGCAGGUGGGCACUGCCUGCAGGGUCCUCCCUGAUCCCCACCAUCCUACCCCCAACUUCAGCCCCAGUCUCCUAUAUUGCCAAUCCUCCAUAUCUCUGUCUAGGGGACAAAGAACUCCUUCUACCUGAGAAGGCAGAGAUAGACAUCUCUGUGGGAGGAUCACCAAAGGGCCUGUCUCUAGGAGCUGUGUGGUUUCUGGGCAGUGGUCUGUUCACCCUGAGUCCCACCUUUGUUAAAUAACAAACUCCUGAUUCUUAAGUGGUUCUGACCCUCAUUAGCUCUCCCAGUUCUGCCUGCUGUAACACUCUCUGCUGCCCCUAGGGUUUGUUCAGUAGCCACAGCAUUCAUACAGCAGGAAGAAAAUGGGAGGGGAAAUAGCAAGGGAGGGAGCCCCAUGCUAGAGAGGGGUGCCUGGGUGGCAUGUGGAGGCCAUGGGGAACCCCAAGGGCGAGCUGAGAUACAGCAUAAGCUGUCACUGUGGGUGGGUUUCCAACAUAAGUCUCCUGCCUUCUGUUUAUUCACCCCUCUGGAGGGCUGGUAAAUUUCUCUACGUGGUCAGCACCUGCUGAUCUCUGUUCCCCGUCCUCUGUCCAGCCCAUGCUCAGCUUGCCCUGGGCACCUCACACCCACCUGCCCUGUGGCCGGUGGCGGCCUGCGUGGCUGGAAGCCCGGUCAGAGGCCGCUGGGGCCGCCUCAGUAGGUGGUACGUCGUGGGCGCUGGGGACGGCAGCGGGCACCUUGGCGGGCCGCGUGCAGCCGGAGAGAUGCCAUGUCCCUGCUCCUCUGCAAGGAAAAGGAGGCGAGUGCUCAUAUCUGGGCCCAGCCUCCCAUACCCCACGUUGGGUCUGGCCCUGCUCAGUUCCAUGACCCAGUUGAGGCUCUGGGACGCCUCUCCCAUCUGGUCUGUUUUCUGUACUAGGAGGUCAGCUGGUGGGCGCUGCUGGUAGCAGCAGCGGUCACAUGCAUCCUGGGAGUCUCAUUUGCCAACCUCACCAGAAUUAGUGGGAAUGGCAAGGACCUAAGGCUAAGCCCCAGCUGUAGCUGUUAGCUGCCUCUUGAAGCCAGUGGGCGAGUGGGUAGCAUUCUUGUGCAGAGACAUUGGGCCCCUGGACUUAGUCUGCUCUGCCUACCCUCAGCCCCACUCCUCAGCCUUCCCACCCCCACCUCCCCAGGCUUCAGGCCUUCUACUUCUAGACCUUGCGGCAGUGACCGACUGUACUGAUGGGAUCAUUGGUUGAGAGUGGCUCUUGGGAGGGGCAGGCUCCUACAACUAUCUGUACUGAUCAGACUCAUUACUCGCACCCAGAACAUGUGAUAGUUGGGAACAUGAAGCAGCCAAGAAAUGGCAAAAGGGCUAGGUUUCCUGCACACAGACAAUCAUGGAUAAGAUGCUGGGGCCCUUUUUUAGUAGUUGUUCUUCAUAGGGGAGAGAGAGUGGGCUGGGGCCUUUUUAAGGGAGAUGCUGGGUGGCCCUGAGGCUCCUCUCAGGUCUACACAUGAUGGGACCCCACGCUCACGGCAGCAGUCUCUGGGCCCUAAAAUGAGCAGCUAGUUUCAUCCGUUUGCAUUUCUGCCCUCAAAGUAUGGCUGCUGGGCUCCCUAGAGUGGUGACCAACCCAAGCAGCUGAUGCAAGAAGCCAGAAGACUUAAGGCCUGAGUGCCCCUGCAGCAGCUGAGGACAACACUGAACCCUAUAGGGGGCUGAAUGACUACCAAGGGAAGGUUGUACUUCAGAUCCUAUGAAGACCCAAGCCUGAGCAAACAAUGGAGAGGCCUGUCCAUCUAGACCCAGCUAUAACUGGGACUGCUAUAACCCAGGGGAACAGGUUAGGACACCCCAUCACCCCCAAACCAGCCUGAGGCAAAUGAGCAAGUUUAUAGGCUACUGCUGCCCCACCUGCUGACCUGUCUCCUCAGUCCCCUGCCCUAUCUUGGUAGAGGACACAUGGAGGUGAGGGUGUGGCUGACUCAGCAGCCCAGUGGACAGAUCCUACGUCAUCUGAGGAGUCUGGGCGGGGCUCCUGGAAGGCAGCUGCUCAGACUCACAGGGGGGUUGCAGGACCAUGGGUCUCCAGUGUAGACAAUGUUCUCUUGGAUGUGCAGUCCACCCAGCUCUAGCGCUAAGACUGAUUGAUCCUUUCACCUCUUGCCUAAGUGCCCUUACAGGAGAGGGAAGUCCCUAACACUGCAAUGCUCACAGGGUUCCCCUGGCUCAAAGAGCAGGGAGUACUAGGCUGGGGAAGUCUGCCCACAUUUCAUCUCCUAGCUCAGUGGUUUUCAGUCCUCCCUAGUGCUGUGACCCUUUAACACAGUAUUCUAUUGCUACUAAUAACCAGCUUUGCUAUUAUGAAUCAUAAUUAAGUAUCUUUGGAGAUAGAGAUUUAAGUGGCUGUGACCCACCCACAGGCUAAGAAACUGUUAAGGUGAAGGGGAUGGAGUGGGACAACAGAUUCCCUUCUGGAGCCAGGUUGGAAUGUUCAAGGUACAGGUAGAAAAGACUGAAGAGUAACCUGGAAGAGACUAGAGCGAGUUGAGGGGCGGCUAGAGGGGCAGGACAGUGGGAGGUACUUUCUAGCAUGUCCACACUCGCCACAUGCAGGGACUACCAAGUGGCUUUUGGCCAUAAAUCCUGCCAGAACUUUACUACUACAAUUGAGCCUCUAAGUUCAACUGGCCAAGCUCAUCAGGCUGUGGGACACAGAUUAGGAAUUCCCAAGAGGACAGGCUUCCAAACAGGAACAGACUUAGUUCUAGCAGCCUGACAAGACUUUGCCUGUUCCCCCUAUAGGGUGCUGCUGUGGAAAACUUAGGUCUACACGAAUGCCAGUAGAUCCGUGGAUGUAGAAUCCUACAUGGAUUCUCCUAGUGCCUGCCGGUAACUAAGGCAGUUGGACACACCCACUUCAGAGCUUCCCUUUCGGGUAAGGUGAAAAUUUAAGGCACUAACACAGAGGCCUAUUUAAGUUAGGUACUUAUGAGGGCUCACAGAACUAUGUCACAACAUCACUAAGGGAACUCAUACACAUAUACACCCAUGCACACCAGAGUCCAAGCGGGAAUCAUCUUUCUGGCACCUACUUCACCUAGCUUCCCAAUACCCACAAUUCUGAAAAGGACAAGCAGGAAUGUCAUCCUGGAAAAGUUGGCUCUGUUGGGUUUGUAAAACCAACACACAGAAGGUUGAUGCAAAAGGAUUGCUCAGAGUUCCAGGCCAGUCUAAGCUAUAAACUAUCAACCUCAGAACCCCAACCCACACCAAGUUAGCUUUCAUGUGGCUCACAUGCUGCUGAAAGAAAGACCACACAAAGGGGAGGGAAGAAAGGUAGAAGUCAUUAUGAAUUUAUUAUUUACACAAUUGUUAAAGUACACAAACACAGUGGUAGUACAAACGCACAGCUCAGAGACUGCUCACCAAGACACAGGUUGAUACACACAUUCUAACUACGCUUCCUGCGAGGGAUGGUGGGAUUAAAUAUUGGGCAAGAACUGUCAGGGCCACACCCUGGAGACUUCCAAUGGGCCUAAUCUGAGCACAACCCAACAAAGCCAGGCUGAACCUGGAUUAGUCUCAAGACCACCCUGUACCCCUCCAGCACCACAGGUAUCUACAAGAACACUUGCCAGGCAGGCCUGCCACUGGAGAGGGAAGGGCCAACUCUGAUAAAGAAUUUGCAACAAAGAUCUCAAACUCGCCCAACCCCCCCAACCUCCCUCUGCACUCCUCGACACACAAUCCCACCGAGUCAAGUCUCUCCACCCUAAAAUGCUUGCAGAGUAACCAGCUCAGGAUUCAGAAAGCACCCACAGGCUCACGUGGCUGGCAGGCACAAUUAACAGCCACAUUCUGGGAUGCUAUCACACAUCAGCAGUGUGUCCCCCAACCUUGGGCCAGUGCUCAGAGCCAAGGAACUCUGGGAAGAAGGGAGAAGCCAUGGUGGCACCAUUAGAGCCCAAACCUCCACAGGGAACAAGGUACCCAGCAUAACUCUCUCCACAGGCUGACAGGAAAAAUAAAGAGAUGGACCCACACCCAUGUACUGCACCCCAUUUCUCAGAUGGGGAGCUCAGGUCCUGCUGUCUCUUCAUAUCCGGUGCACAUGGUAGGGAAGAGCAUGUUGGCAUCCUAACCGCCAGCGGCAGAGCAGCCCAGCCCGCAGAUGUGUCCAGCUGAAGAUCAUGAGGCGUGUGGCACCACACCUUUCUGGAGGUGAAGGUUCUAGAGUCAGGUAGGCAGUCACCUGCUUCUUGGCACUUCAGGGUGGAUUCCCUUUGGCCACUGGUCCCUCUGGGCAAACCAUGGUGUCUAGGACAGCCUGCUCCCUGGCUCUGAGAGGCAAUGACAAACCCAAGUGGCAUCUGCAUGGGACUAUGCAGUCAGUUCCACAACUUCCCAAGUGCAAAGGCAUAGAGGCAACCAAUCCUACCCAAAAAUCAAUCCUCUCCCUAGAAACCACAAACACAAGCUCAGCUUUGAAUCUUGGAAUUCUCCAGCAGCCUAUAUGGCUCUCAAGGUCUCUGCACGUGGGUUCUUCAGUCUUGGCUUCCUUCUUGCCUCCUUUGGGAAGAAUGCCAUGCCAUGGUGCUCAGCUGAGGCUAGAACUGCUGAACCCUACUACUCCAUGAUGUUGUACCCUACCUGCUCUGAUGGCUGCAGGCAUAUCCGUUUACAGUGGGAAAGAGUAAGCAAGAUGCCCAAAUUAGGCUGAUGGGAGCCCACAAGACACACACACACAUACACAACUGAUGAGAAUUUCCUUUCCAAAGUGAACAGCACAACACAAGAAAACAAAACAAAACACACAUCCUCGACACUCACAUGUGCCCCUCUCUUGCCUGCCUCCAUUUUACACAGAAGCUCCAAGCCAGCGUGUCUUAGGAUUCUUUAAGGUCAACAUCUUUUUUGUUUAAGACCGCAAAAACAGACAAGAAAGAAACAAUAAAAAGACAGAUUUCUUUACACAGAUUUAAGCCAGUAAUUUUUAGCAAAAUGAUACAAAACUGUCUUAACCAAGUAGAAGACUGGUAGCUGCGGUGGGAUCAUCAGGGAGCGCAGGUCCGCCACCACUGGUGGGAGCUGAGAGGCUCUUCACAGGGAGUCGGGUUCUCUCUGCAAUGGUUUCCCAGCCUCUGCUCUUCGUCCCAGCCCCAUGACAACUGAGCUCACAUGGGGCCAUGGUGGCAGCCCCUGGCGAUGGCAGCUCUUGGAGCCUGUCCAUUUAGUUUGUGUUUUGAUUCCCCAUGUGCAUCGCUGGGUGAGUGGCCUGGAGAGCUCCCGGCGUUAACAUUUCGGGUUUAGACCGGGGGGCGUGUCACUAGUAAAGCCAUUGGUAACAGAGUAGAUCAGCCAUGCAUUGUCUGCCCUUCACAGCAAAAAGGAGAGUUCUCAUCGGUGCACGACAGACUGAAGACCACUGGAAGCCACCCGACCGGGAAUCUGUCGGAGCCAAAGCACAGUACAAGGUCAGCAUAAGGCCAGAGGAAUAGGCCAGCCAGGCGUUUGGGUGCACAUAACACAAUAGAGCCUGGGAGGGAAGGGAUACACUGCCACCUGGCUUCAAUCUAAACACCUUCAUCCCUGGCUGCACAGAACGGCCUCUGUAGCCAGGACAGAAGUUGGGGAAGAAGUGGCAUGCAAGCAAGGAAACUGCAGAGCUGUGCUCCUGUAGAUCCAAGUGGAGCAGCGACACUUGCUCCCAGCCUCCCUUCCUAGAAAGAACAGGCAUACCCCUUAGGGAAGACGGAAAAAUUCUUAUCGACACACUUCCAAGAGUGCACACAUGUGUUAAACAGAGCAGAUCUCCCAGCAGCACAACCCCCACCAAAGCUCAAGCCCCUGAUGGAAGGAACCACCAAAUACCAUGUGGCCAACAAGAGAGGAGCUCAGCGUGGACACCCAGCCAUGCACUGACGGCAGGGUAGCAGGUGGCUGUGGCUGGAUUAAUACAGACAACAGCUGCAUGGACAAGAUGGCUGGGCAGGUACCAAGUUUGGAAAGAAACACAAAAUGAGGACAGAGAUAAAUGAAAGAGGAAGAGGGAUGACUGAAAAAGCCAGGAUGGGCACAGACCACCGGGUCUGCAUGUAGCAAGAGCUCAAGAAAGCCCAACACCAAGCAUGGACCACUCAGCUGAGUACAACAGACACAUGUGCUACCAGCACAUCUGCCAGAGCCAGGACUGAGGGCAGUUCCAGCAUACUAAAUAUAAUCACAGGAGGCCAGAGGACAAAGGCACAGCAGGAUGGUUCUCUAAGGUCACUCAGUCCAGAGAUUCUAAGGAUGCCACUGAUCCCCAGACUGGGUAGCUCACCAUUGCUACUCCAUAACCCACACAAAGAAAAACAAGCAGAAGAAGCCUCACUCUACCUCCAGCAUUUGGCAUGCAAGCCCAGCCCACCAGCGAGCCCAGAUGACAGGUGGGGAGUUGCUCCCACCUUGCCUGGCACCUGCUACUUGCAGAGCCCCACCAUGAGCACACUCACCCAGUGCUGCCUUCCGAUGGAGACGAGCAGCUACUUGCCGUGGUGUUCGAAAGGAAUGCUAUUCUGAGGUGGGGGAAAAGACAGCUGUUGGUAAGUGUCCUGUUGGCCACACCAGCACAUGAGAUCCUGGUCCCCUGGCUUCUUGUAUUGAGCCCAAGUCCUGAUGUGUCCCUUGCCUUGACCAAGUCAAGACACGAACAGACACUCUGGGGACGCCAGCUAAUGGCAAGUCUCACCACACAGUGCACAACUCAUCUGUCUCUCAUGACCCUUGAUAAAAGUGACCACUGCUGUUUCCUAAUGUCAUCCUUUAGAAAAGCUGAAAUCCAGUGGACGGCGAGGCUGAGGAAGCCCUAUAGAUUGGUUUCACAGCACUACGCAGCAGGUGGAAGGGAUAGCACCUCCCAGGAUGCACCCAGGGAUACACUCCCUCCUAACAGAGUACCAGGCUGAUCUUAGAACCUUAUUUUGGGGCAGGUGUGUACUAAGUAAGGCAUCAAAAGCAGUAACUGGCAUAUUUUGAACUGUGCUAGACUGGAAACCUUUCUUUUCAAUGAAGGAAAAACAAUAGAGAUGCACUCAUCAGAUGCCCUGCAAAGCCUAUGUUCUUUUGUCUAAUGAGAGCAAACUCACAGAUAUCAGGGAAAAUGGGAACAUGGUCUCCCGAGAAGACUUGCCCAAUGCAGGGCCCUUCAGGGAAAGGAAGAUGCUGAAGAAGCCCAGCUGCUUACAGGCAGUGAGUGUGAGGGCAGGGUUCUACAGGAAAGAAGCGGUGACUCCAGUGACCUGUACCAUGCCUUGUCAGCAUCAUGAGGUGGUGGACAAGAGCAGCAGAUGCUUGUCAAGACUGGCUUUAACCAAGUGUAUGGACUUGUGGGUGUCAUGUUAUCUCAUAGGAUGCACCAACUAUUAGAAAACCAGCAGCUGUAGGUAAGGAGGCCGAGUGAAAGGUAUGUGCUGUUGUGACAAGAGCUUAUAUGCACGGUGCUCGCUAGAGUUCACUGUGCUAAGUGACGCCAUCACUCCUACCUGAACCCCUGCUCUCUAGGGAGAAGUUAAUACUGGCCUGCCUAACCCCAACUAGCCUUUAAUUUCUAAAAGGCCAGAACAGAAGCCUGGCUGAGGGCCUAGAAAAGAGUUUAGAGAGGGAUGAAUUAUUUGGAGAAGAGAACACAUCGUAUAUAGUAAGAGCACACUGAUGCUGGUGGUACUGUGUAACAACAAGGAUCCUCUUAAGGGUAGUUGCCUUUUAGUGACAGCACAACUCCCCCAAAGGUGCAGCUAUGAAGACAAAUGAGCACCCUAGAGACAACCACACAAGGCAGAGUGUGAGUCACAGUCUAGAAAAUCCCCAACACAGCCAAGGAGAAAUUAAGAAACUCCGGGAAGGGAGCCUCCCAACCAUGUUAAAGCCUGUUAAUAGUUCUCCAUGCAUAAACAUGAGAGACCAAGCAAUCAGAGACUCAUCAUGUGGAAGGAAGUGCUAUUCUGAUACCAUAAGGCCAAGGAAGCCAUAGCCUUGGCAGGAAGAAGCUGGGCUGUAUCCCAUGUCUUCUUGGUAUCCACAAAACCUGAUUCUUCCAUUUUCCUCCUGGAUCCCAAACUAACAGAUGUUUCAUUUUCAUACUGAAUUAAAAGCAAAAGAGCCCAUCCCUGCCAUCACUUCCUUAGCCUCUAUCUAGCUGCUGGCAUGAAAUAUGUCCAAACCCAGCCAGGACCCAACACACCACAGGUUGUAGAUGAACAGGCAGAAUUGAACCACUUCCUAAUGUAAACACAAGGAUUUGUGUGAAAAACAAAACAAAAAAACCCAAACAAAAACAAAACAAACAAACAAAAAAACCCAAACCAAAGAAAAACAAACUGUUAAGUCUUCCACAAGGAAGCCGAGCUUAAGAGGGUAUGGUACACACUGAGGAACUCAAUCUCCUGAUGUCAAAACUCAAGGCCUAGAACUUAAGUGAUCUCUUGUCAAACUUCCUACAUCUGUUGUCUUUUCAGGAGAAAAUUAUACAAACCCAGAAAUUUCUGGCAAAUAAGGAACGCACAGGAACACCUUUUACCAGUACAGUCCCCAGUGUGGCCUGAGCCCAGAAAGCCCCAGGGAUCUUGCAUUGACUCAAUCAAUACAUGCUCAGUCCUUCCCCACGCAAACACUGUACUAGGUCCCACAGUGAACCAGAGAGGUGUUGCCAUACAAGUGCGCUUCAAAACAAGCUCUAGAAGGGCAGUGGUACUGGCAAAAACCUCCUCAAAUUCAUCCUUGACCCCACCUAGCCCCGUAAGUGGGAGACCCUACUUCAGAAAAAGAAGUGUAAUGUUGACAGAAGUUAUUCUAGUCUGUUGAACAAAGCAGUGUUGAAUGUAAAAGCAGCAAAAGCAGAGAGGAAGAGGACUCAGAUGUAGAUGAAGGAGUAUCUAUGAGAAAGAGGACUGGGAACUAGCUCCAACUACCCUACCUUGCCUGCGUACUUCAUUAGAGACAGACAGGUCAACAGAAGAUGACACUUUAUAGCUUGGCACCUCUAACGAUCGCUCACAAGAACCCUUCUUAUGCAGCCAGUGCCUUUCCUGGUAUUCUGCUAAGGAGAGCCUGGCUAGCAAACACAAGUAGUUAUAAAAGCCAGGUGUGCCAAUGACAGACAUCUCCUCGUCAAAAGGUACAAGCAAGCAGGCAUAUUUUGUCUUCCCUGGUGGGGAAGGCGGCGGGGCAGGGAUAGGGAUGUCCCUCUGAAAUGAGCGUAAGAGGAAAAGCUUCACACACAGUUCACAGCCAAUCAUUACAGUCCUAGCCAGGAAACAAACCCUUUAGAAACCCAGUAAGUCGCAGGCUCCAAUGGGUUAAGCAUCCAUAAAAAUAAGAAAAAAAGUAGGAGGAAGAAAGGAAAUACAUUUUUCACAAAUGUUGCCCCACUCCUGACUAUGAACCUAUAAAGGUCAGUUCUUAAGAAAGGUAGGGAGAGCCGGUGUCAGCACACAGUGACAAGGACAUGCAUCCCCACACUUGGGUCUGGCGCAGCUAGGCCUCAGUGAGUUCUACAUGCAUACCUGUGAGGUGGACAUGCGAGAGGUAUCUUGUCGGCCCGUGAGAUCAGAUGAGGAGACGUUGACUGGGGCCCCACGGUGCAGCCGCAUACUCACUUUCCGUUCUCGUUCCAUGCCAGAGACGGGUCUAGGAGAGGUGUUGGCUGGAGAGGACGAGAAACCACAAUUAUUAAAUAUCCAUGGCUCUUUUAACACCUCAUUAGAUGGAGAGACUGCUCAAUGGUCACAGACACUUGCUCUUACAGAGGACCCAGUUUGGUUUCCAGUAUCCAUAUGGUGGUGGCUAAAAACCACCUCUAACUCCAGUUCCAGGAGAUUCGAUGCAUCUUUUGACCUUCAAGGGCACUGGGCACACACGAGGCAAACACCCAUGACACAUGUAAUUAACUUAAAAAAAAAAAAAAUCUCAUGAACAGAGGCUAAUGACCCUAGCCAAGUACAUAUCCUGAACCCACUGAACUGGCUCAGGGCUUCACAUAACCAACUCAAGUUCAAAUGUUCAGCAAUUCCAAGAAACCCUAGUAGAUGAAUGCAUUUUAAGGCUCCAAUGUUUAGCAAUAUACAUGUCCGCCCUGAGUAUUCAAAGAUUUAUGAGAAUAUCUAUAUUAUGAGAGCUAAACUUUUAAAAAAUUAUUUAUGUGUGUGGAUGUUUUCCCUACACAUCUCUGUGUACCAUGUGUCCAAGAAAUCCAGAAGAUGAUGUUGGUUCCCCUGGAACUAGAGAUUCAAUGUAAAAACUUACUUAUGGGUGUUAGGAAAUAAAUCCAAGUUCUCUGGAAGAACAGAUAGAGCUCCUUUUUUUAUUUUUUUCUUUUUUUUCUUUCCUUUUUUUUUUUUUUUUUUUUCGGAGCUGGGGACCGAACCCAGGGCCUUGCGCUUGCUAGGCAAGCGCUCUACCACUGAGCUAAAUCCCCAACCCCACAGCUAGAGCUCUUAACCACUGAGUGAUCUCUCCAGUCCCAUGAAAGUCAACUCUUACUUCUUUCUUUCCUUUGAGACAAGAUCUCACUAUGUAGACCAGGCUGGCCUUAAGUUCACAGAAAGCCACCCUGCCCUCUUCCCAAAUUUUGGGGUUACCAUGCCAUGUCUAAAGGUAACAUCAUGUCCUAUGUCCCUGUCCUACCUACUCUUCAGAAUGAAGUAGGGACACAACCCUCAACUGAUUAACCCAGAAUCUUUUUGAGGCCACAUACUGGUGUGGUUAGCAAUUCAUCAACACAUUAAACAGAGGUCCUAGUUUGGUGAAGAACACUAAGAGAUGUGCUUACCCGUAUGUGAGGUAGGGGUAAGGGGCGUUGGGGGAGCCACUUCCUGGGUUCCCCGCAGACGGCCGGAAGCUGUAGAAGGGAGGCCACGAGUGGCUGGAUUCCGGGAGUGUCUUAAUCGUUCUUCUCGGUCCCGGCGUUCCCGCUCAGCAUCAUCUGCAGCCCGGCUGGCACCCUAAUGAGGAAAGAUUAGAAUGAACAGGAGGAAAGUCGCCAUGAUGUUUUGAUGUUUUGUUUUGUCUUUUUAGGAGCACUGACUAGGUCCCCAGCUCUGGGAAAAAAAAAAAAAAAAAAAAGAGCACUGACUGAUUUUCCAGAGGUCCCGAGUUCAAUUUUCAAUAACCACCUGGUGGUUCAGAACGUGUACUUGCAUGUAUAAAAGAAAUAAAUAUUAAAAAAAAAAAAAAAAGGCAGCUCUUGGGACAAGACUGCCCUUUGAAAUCACCCACACCAAACAGUGAAACCAGAAAGACCAUGCUCCCACAGAAAUGAUUACCUACACAAUACCCACGAAGGCCACAGUCUCUCUGCACCCCUACCAUACUGGAACUCACAUGUACAACUUGUCAUCUUAAUCACUUCCUAGCAGUGUUGGCAUGCGAGUGCAUUGUGGAAGGAAAAGGAGAUUGCCUAGGAGGGGGGAGAGCAAGGUAGAAUGCAGACACUGUGAAAAUGCCAGCCUUUCUAUGACAGGCCAAUGGCAAGGACAGGAGUCAGGUUAUCAGUCUUAGCACUGUCAGAGGGGUCUGCAAGCACUGCCCUGUGCCACCUAACUUAUUGGCCUUAGUUGUCUUUUGAAGCCCCACUAUGGCGGAAGGUCCAGGCAUCUUGCGAGCAUCUUACAGCCGAGGGUUGUCACCUUCAGCUUAGGUUCGUCUACAUACACACAGUAGCACGAGGCCCAGCAGGCAGUUCUAGUUCACAGUGCCCUCUAUGAGCAGGGACAUACAUAGUGCAGUUGACAAGGUAUGCACUCAGACUAGAUACAUUACCUACAAAGAUUAUAAUUUCUACUUCAAAUUACAAUAGUAACUGACUGAAACAGAAUCUUGCUUUGCAGCCCAAGACUGGCUUCAAGCUAACAACCAUGCUUAGCCCAAACAAGAAUUUUUUUUAAAUUUAGUCUUUGUCUAUUUUAUUGAGUUUCAUUUUGUAGCCCUGGCUGGCUUGAAACUCACUAUAUAGACGAGGCUGGUAUCACGUUUACAGAGAUCUGCCUGCCUUUGCCCUCUGAAUGCUGAAAUUAAAGGUGUGAGCUACCAUGGCUAGUCCAAGAAUAAAUUUAACUAAAAUAGACACGAAAGUUUCACAAAGCCUUGAAUUUUAGCAGCAGCAAUGUCUGAAUGAUCACAGGAUCACAUUCUGACAGAACACCAGGCACUUUAACCCAGAGGCUCUUCUGAGGCCUAUGCGGUAUACACUAGAUUUGGGAUGGAGUAAGGGUGCUGGAGGACAAAGAGGGGCAGGGCUUAAGACUACUACUAUGCUUCCUACUAGCCCAGACCACCAUGCCAUGCCACCAUAGGUAGCCGAAUCCACAAAGUUCUUAAAAUUCGUUAUAUAAUUAGAAUAUUGGUGGACAGUAUUACUUGCAGCACCUGGAAAGCCAAAGUUCAUGAGUAAGAGCACUUGCUGCCCUUGCAGAGGACCUGGGUUUGGUUCCCAGCACCCACAGAGGCUCACAAUAGCUUCUAACUCCAGUUUCUGGGAAUCUGACCUCUUCUGACCUUGACAACACAAGCAUACGCACACACACACCUUAAAAAAUAAUUUCAGAAGUAGCUUUACUCCCCUAAAAAUUAAAGAGAGGGCUGAGGAUUUAGCUCAGUGGUAGAGCGCUUACCUAGGAAGCGCAAGGCCCUGGGUUCGGUCCCCAGCUCCGAAAAAAAGAACCAAAAAAAAAAAAAAAAAAAAAAAAAAUUAAAGAGAGGAUGAAAAUAGAGGAAGAACAGCAGGCAAGCCUUUCCCUAAGAAGGACUCACCAAUCCAGAAGGAGCUGACUCUGAGCAGACCUUCAUCAUGGCUUACUGGGCUUCUUCGUAUGGACAUCCAUAAAUGUCAGAGAUUUUUCUAAUUUAGCAUGUUUUGGCUGCAUUAAGUAAAUGUAUUACCUGCAUACAGUAACCACAGAAGCCAGAAGAGGGUAUGAAGGGAAACUGGAUCACCUAGUUGUACUGAGAACUGAACCCAGGUCCUUUGCAAAAGCAGCAAGUGGCCUUAACUGCUGUGCCCCAAAUGCUAUAGCAGUUUUUGCCUUAUUCAGCAUCUUCCUUCUCAGUACUCCGAACCUCAGGCAAAGUGGUCUGCAGGCCCAGUUUCUACCAAGUGUGUUUGGCUUUUACAAUUCUACUGUGCCUUGUAAACAUGAGGCUUGCACAGAUAGCAUAGCUUUACAUACAGACCCAGCCCAGCCACCAGUGCCAGCGCCCUGAGGACCAGGCUGAUGUCAUCCCCUGCUCUAGCAAUUCUACUUACAAAUUUGAGCAUGUUCCAGUCGAACACAUAGUCGUAGGAGAAGCCCUGGCGAUGGAACAGAUUUCUGAAGAGCUGUCUCAGGUAGGAGUAGUCAGGUUUGUCAUCAAAACGUAAGGAACGGCAGAAAUUCAGGUAUGUGGCAAAUUCAGCUAUAGAAACAAGAAACUCAAAGCUAGCCCGGAACUACCAACUGUUGCCAAAUUCAUCCAGUUCACCUCCCACAGUGCCAUACACUAAAGACAUUAAAGGUGAGAUAUGAAGACUAGUCAUAUUUAGGAACUCAGGCCUUAGGGAGACUGCUUGGAAAAUAAAUUCAGCAUGUAAGCAAAGGUACAGUUCAAUGGUAGAAUGUGUCAAGGCUUGCACAGCACGUGUGAGGCCCUGGAUUCCAUAUCCUGCACCCUCCACAUCCUCCAAAGGGUCAGACACCAGAGCAAAAUUUAGACAUUGAGGGCAUUCUUAUCCCAGGAGCAAUUUCCCUCAACAGGAAAACUCCCUCGGAAAUGGCUCUAGGAGGUGAGGGUAAAGAUGGUCAGUUUUAGAUGUCCUUAGGCCUCCCACUACUGUGUUCCUUCCCCAGUCAUGGGGGUCAUUUCCCAAGGCUCAGUCCUGCCUCAUUCCAGUCUCUUCUGGGCCCCACAGAAUACCUUGACCAAAGUGCUUAGGGAUUGGGAGUGGGAUGACGUGGUGGUGGUGGCAGGUCCCACUGCCACCUUCAUAUAAGUGCCCAUUUCAUGUAACUCUUCUCAGAAGGUGAGCAAGUCUGACAGCACAGCCAGAGGCUCUCCAUAUGAGCAUCUAGUCAGCACUGGGACAGGUGGCUGCUGGCAUGCCCCAGCAAAUUCUGCAGCAAGGAUGUGAGGGACUCACAAGGAUAGCCCUUGCACAGCACUUCAAUUGGAGUGGACAUCUUCUUCUCACUGAUCCUCUCAUACUUCUGCCUCUUGGUGGCGGCCUUCAGCCCCUGCCAGGGGAGAGAGCCCAGGUUGAAGUACAUCAGCACGUACCCCAGAGACUCCAAGUCAUCCCUUCGAGAUUGUUCUGGAAGAAAAAGGGAACUAUGUCAAGGAUGGCAUGUGUGUGUGUAUAAAAUCAAUACCUGGCAAACAAAAAAUUAGAAACUUCAAAAAUAACAGAAAAAUAUACUUGCAGAAUUAUGUCACCAGAAGUUGUCCCUCACAUUUGUUAAAGAAACCCCCCCUUAAGACUUCAGGGGAGCAACAUCAACAUCUUGAAGAACUGCUGGAGAAGCCAGCUUCUGCUACCCCACUGUACUUGGCAAUACAGAGAUUCUGGUUGCUCAAUUCUGCUUGUCUGCUACCAAGGUUGGCUAACAGCUUCCACAUCUCUCAUCACCUAGGCUGCUACAUAAGUUGGACUUUCCCUAAUCUAAGGGAUGGACAUGCUAAAGGUACACAACGUCAAGUGAUCCAUCUCUGUCAGGGCUCACCAAUGCCAAGGUGUGUGUUGAUGGAGGCAUAGCGUGCUGUCCCUGUGAGGUUCUUGUUCUCUCGAUAGGGGAUAUGCUGGUGGGUGCGGGCAUCCCGAUACUUCUUGGCCAGCCCAAAGUCAAUGAUGUAGACCAGGUUGCCUUUCUUUCCCAGCCCCAUGAGGAAGUUAUCUGGUUUCACGUCUCGGUGGAUAAAAUUCUUCGAAUGAAUGUACUCAAUACGACUUAUCUACAGAGAAACAAAGGUAAGACUGAAUCUCAUAGUGGUUCAUGCUGGAAAAGGAGGCUGCCUGGCAGUGAGGCUCCCAUUACACAUUCUCUUCUCUACUUUCUGGAGAGCAGUGAUUUCAGUUAAGGUAGUCUUCUCUCAAGGUAUCCUCAACUCUCUGUCCCUCGACAGGCCCAGACAUUUUUUUUCUCUUUAGUUCCCAGAGGAAUAGGUAAGACAGCAAGCUGCUUGGUUAUGGUUCACAUCAGAUGGACUUUGAAUGAGUCAUAAACAAGAAUUUUCAUGAAAACCAUUCAAGUGUUGCUACCAAAUGUGGACUCCCUGAGAGAACUGAAAGUCCAUUCGAUAUGGAUACAGGGAGGAGGGGGGAGAGAAGUUACUUUCUUUUUUUUUUUUUUUUCUUUUUCUUUUUCUUUUUCUUUUUUUUGAAGCUGGGGACCGAACCCAGGGCCUUGCGUUUGCUAGGCAAGCGCUCUACCACUGAGCUAAAUCCCCAACCCCGUGAGAAGUUAUUUUCUAAUUCAAUCAUCUUGAGGCCAAGAUUAAACAAAUCCCCCUUUCUUUCUAUGCACAAAUGGAUGUAAUAAUGGAGAUAUGGCAACCUAGUAAUUUGUUUAGUUUUUUGAGAUGGGGUUUCACUAUGUAGCCCUUAUGGGCCUAGAACUUGCUGUGUAGACUAGGCUGGCCACAAACUCAUAAACAUCUGUCUGCCUCUGCCUCCUGAGUGCUGGGAUUGCAAGCCACCAUUGCCAAUGUAACCCAGUAAUUUACUCUAGUAAGCCAGCAAGCACAUGCCAAGUGCUUGCUACACUGCCUGAACACUUCAGGAAAAGGGGUAUUGCUUACCAUUUGGUCAGCAAGCAACAGAACAGUUUUGAGACUAAACUUCCUUGAACAGAAGUUGAAUAGGUCUUCCAGGCUGGGUCCCAGUAGCUCCAUCACCAUGACAUUGUAGUCCCCCUCAGCCCCACACCAUCUGAUGGUAGGGAUGCCCACUGGAAAAGAAACCAAACACAGCACUUCAACCCAUGCUACUGUAUCAUAUCACUUCUAUUCAACUCGACAGGUGUUUAGCAGAUUAUGUCUGUGGGUGUUCAAGGGGUUCAGACGAUAUUGGCAAUGUCUGCCCUCGAGUGUGAUGUCCACUUGUAAUUAAGCUAGACACAGUUAGCACGUGACAAAGAGCAAGCUGACAGGAGUCAAACAAGCAGUGGCAGCAAGUGAGGUAGUUGAUUUCAUAACAUCAGCAUCCAUGGAAAGAGAAAACAUCAGGUAAGACAGGUCCAGAGAAGCCAGCCGGAUGCCACAGUUGCACCAGUGAGGCUGGAAUCAAAUGCUGAGGAACUAAGGAGAAAGAACUGCCAUGGCUUGUAGAAGAGAGAAAAAAAGCGUUUCCUUUUUCCAAUAUCGAUGGGAGAAAAGCAAACACAAUGACAACUUCUUGGAGAGUCAUUCAGAUUUUGAAAACACCAACUGGUAGGAGAGGGAAUAAAAGAAAAAAAACAAAACAAACAAAAAACCAGGACAAAUCCAACAUUAAGAAACCAGUCAGGUGUGGUGAUAUGCUUAUGAGGUAGAGCUCUAGGAUCAGAAUGUUCACACCUUGGGCUACAUACUAAGACCCUGUCUAGAAGAAAACAGCAAUCACGCCACCGAAUAGCCCAGAACUCCAAAUGAGGGAAGAACUGAAGGAUGCCUUCAGAUAUUAGACCUGAAAGCAGUCAAUUCUAAACACUCUCUACUUUUGAAGAAUGGGACAAAGACCAAGUAUUUUAUCUAAGAGCAUACACAACAGUCACAAAAAGAUGGUCAGAAAAAAGCUGAGAGCACUUGAAUACUGCUAGGAACAAGGAUGCACAAAGCAGCUUUGCUCAAGUCAAAGAGCAAGCGCUACAGAGAAGCUUUAUACGAUGCCUUGUGCUCUCCUCUGCCUACCACCAGAGCAUGAGGUCUAGGAAGCUCCACCUACUGCCACUGGCUUUUACCAUACGCACUCCACUUUUGGUUCUGUCAUGAGCCCAAGGCCUCUCUUUCCUUUCAUGUAAAACAUUGAGUGGAGCUUCAAUGUGAGUUUAGAUGUUUCCGGUGAGAUCCUACCAUUUGAAUUUUUUUUCUUUUUCGUUUUCUUUCUUUUUUUUCGGAGCUGGGGACUGAACCCAGGGCCUUGAGCUUGCUAGGCAAGCGCUUUACCACUGAGCUAAAUCCUCAACCCCCCCCCAUUUGAAAUUUUUUUUAAAAAGUUUCAUUAUCUCAUAUCAUAUAUUUUAUAUCAUAUAAAAGUAUUUUAUGGGGCUGGAGAGAUGGCUCAGAGGUUAAGAGCACUGUCUGCUCUCCCAGAGGUCCUGAGUUCAAUUCCCAGCAACCACAUGGUGGCUCAGAACCAUCUAUAAUUAGGUCUGGUGCCCUCUUCUGGCUGCAGGAAUACAUGCAGGCAGAAAGCUGUAUGACGUAUACAUAAUAAAUAAAUGUAAAAAAAAAUUAUUUUAUAUCUCAUUGAGAACCUAUAUGACAAUUAUCUAAAUAUGAAAGUAACUGAGACUGGGAACCUAACUGGAGACCUAGUAUAUAUUCCUAACAGUAUCUUCUAUAUCCCAUCUACCUUAUGUAACUUGUGCUCUCUGGUAAUCAGCACUCAGACCUACCUCCUGUGCUAUAUAACAUUUCUUCCAUCCAGCACUCCAUAAUCUCUAACAACCCAUCUGUCAUUUCAAUGGUGUGGUAGUCUGAAAGAAAAUGGCCCCCAUAGUUGUACAGUGAGUGCCACUAUUAGGCGUGGCUUUGCUGUCUCAGAUGAUCAAGCCAAGCACAGCCCCACCCUUUUUGCUGUCUGCUGAUCCCAGAUGUAGAUCUCUCUAGCACCGGUCUGCCUGCAUGCUGCCAUGCUUCUCACCAAGACAACAUUGGACUAAACUGCUGAACUGUAAGCCAGCCCCAAGAUGCUUUUCUUUAUAAGAGUUACGAGGUCAUGGUGUCCCUUCACAGCAAUAGAAACCCUAACUAAGACAGGACAGAUGGUUUAGGUUUGCUUUUCUUUUUUAAUUUUUUUUUCCCCCUGGGGCUGGGGACCGAACCCAGGACCUUGCGCUUCCUAGGUAAGCGCUCUACCACUGAGCCAAAUCCCCAACCCCUAGGUUUGCUUUUCUUAUUAUAAAUGACACUGAAGUACGCUCUUAUUUAUGUAUGUCCAUUGUAAUACACGGAAUUAAUUUCCCUUUACCUCUGAGUAUGUACCUAGAAACACAUUUGUUACAGUACAAAUUAUUUGACUAUACAAGGCGUAAUGACAUCAGAAGCUUUGUAAUGGGUAACCCAUGGAGCAGUCACGAGCAAGGCUCUGCUCCCAAUGUUCUGCUACUGCUCAGCUGUGUCAAUUCCCUACUCGUAUCUAGAGUGGAGAAUGAAUCUGUGACCUUGAAUGUGUCUUUUAUGAAGAGAACAAUCACACCCAUUUUCUUCUCUCUUGACAAUAUUUUUUCUAUCAGGAUACAACCUUCCUAUUUAUUGCAUGUUCAAAGAAAGAUUGUGUGGUUUUAUGUGAGGCAAGUAUCUUUUUGUGGUUAAUAAUUUCAGUAUUUUUUUCCUCCUGAGAUAGGGUUUUCCUACAUAUCCAGUCUGGGCUGGAGUUAGAGUCUUCUGCUCUCUCGAGUGUUAGGGUUAUAUGGACAUGCCUGUCCUGCUUGCUUCUAGCAUUUUUCUCUAUGAAAUUAUUUCUGACCCUAGAUCCCAUCAUUAUCCUGUAAAAAUGUCAAAGUUCAAAGCUACAUACUGAGACCUUGUCUUAACAGUAACAAAAAAUGUUUACUUGCAGAAGCCACUUUUGAUGCAAGUCACAGUUUAGUGCAGUGAUACAUUAAGGAACUCAAUCCACCCCAUACUAAGAACUCAAGAGAAUUAAGAUGAUGCUGAUGCCUUAAAGACCCCCCUCCCCAACAAAUGCGCAAGUGUCACCAUAAGACAGAACUAAAAGGGGUUGGGGAUUUAGCUCAGUGGUAGAGCGCUUGCCUAGGGAGUGCAAGGCCCUGGGUUCGGUCCCCAGCUCCGAAAAAAAAGAAAAAAAAAAAAAAAAAAAAAAAGACAGAACUAAAAAGACCAAUGUAACUAGACUUUAACCCAGAAACAGAGGAAGAAUGUACAUGACAGAAAUAUCCAACAUAUGGGGGUAAGAUUCUCAAUGUUGGCACAAUUAAAAAGUUGUGAGACAUGUUAGCAAAGGCAUGGAGAACCGGGCCCACAUAUUAGAGCUGGUAGAGAAGGGCCUUAAAAAAAUAUUAAAUUAUGGCAAGGGACUGUAAUUCCAGCUGCUCGGGGAAACUGAGGCAAGAUCACAAGGCUUGUUAGGACUACAGAGUAAGUUCUAGACCAGUCUAGGUAACUUAUUGAAACCAUGUUUCAAAAGAAAAACAAACACAAAAGUGAUGGGGAUAAACCUCAGUAGUGAUAGACUCAGAUUGAAACUCAAUAAUGCAAAAGAAAAAAGUUGUUAUUAAAUAUAACUAAAUCCCAUGUCUAGAAAGUUAAAGGAAAGACACACACACAAAUCUAACAGUAAAAGUUGAAAACUCUUAAGAUUAAAAAAAAAAAAGCAAAUUAAACAUUGUAAAGACCAAUGAAAUCAAAAGUAGGUAAAAGAAACUGUGAAAGCAGUUUCACAUUUCAUAUCUACAACACAUCUCACAUCUGAAAACAAAUCCAGACUCAGCUCCAUGAAGCCAGGUGUGAGAACUAUGGAGAUGGCUACACCAGUGUACAACAAACUGCCCAGAGAGGUGGUGCUCCCUCCUCAGCAGUCCUGCAUAAGAGAUCCUUCUGAAAGAGGGCAGGAGCACCAGGUGAGGUCCUAACUACACAUUCCCACCAAUAGCUUUGGGAGCAAUAGUAUUUCUUAGAUGUAACCUUCUCUGAAGAAAAUCAUGGCUAUAGUCACAGCAGGUCAUACCGUGGACCUGACAGUCGUUACUCCCUCCCCGAUGUGCGUUAAUACACUGCUGUCAUCAUUUGUUCAAGCCCUCGCUGUCUCAGAGCUGUCUCAGAGUUGGCUACGAGGCAUGUCAUUUAAAAUGCUCCCUCAUUGUCCGAGCUCCUGCCCCAGUCCUGGAACUGGCCAAUGCAAGUAGUCUGGACACGUCUCAGCCGGAAGCACACUGAGAAAGCUUGGGACCAGGCCCUGUUCAGAAUCACACAACUUUCAUCUUCACUUCUUCAGCAAGUCAGUGUAAUUUUCAGUCUAGUGAGUCUCUCUAAGAGCCACUGGACAAGAUUACACAGGUUCAAAUCACAUGCAACCCCAGCACUGAGAAGGUGAAUAGGCAUAAAAUCCCAUCCCUAUCCAAGUAGCUACUUACAAUUAAUACUUGCUGCAAAAGGUAAACCAGUUCUCUCCAAUGUAGUAUCACUGGGUAUGUGUUUCAACAACUCUCUCCAAGGACAGGCUACAUGUCCAGAAAAUUGGUCAACAACAACAACAACAACAACAACAGACUCCAACUUUUUUCCUCUAUGUGCUUUUUGUGUUGUUAGCUUUGUCAUAUUUUUCUUUUUAAAGUUUUCCCUGUGUUUUUGUUCUUUGAAAGAGAAAAACAUGAAGUUGGGUCGUAGGGAGGUAGGAAGGAUAAUAAUAUAACCAAAAUGUAUGGGGGAGGGGGAGCUGCUGGGGUGCGCGCGCACACACAGAACUGGAGAGAUGGCUCAGCAGGUAAGAGCAUUUGGUUGCUCUUGCAGAAGACACAGAUUUCAUUCCUAGAAUUCACACAGUGGCUCACAAUUAUGCAGACAUAAUUCCAGUUCCAGGGGAUCUCACACUCUUUUCUGACUUCUGAAGGCAGCAGGCACUCAUGAGAUACACAUACACACAUACAUACACACAUACAUACACACAUAUAAUACAGGCUUAAAAAGAGCUGGAAAUAGUGGUAUACAGUUUUAAUUUCAGUUGUCAGGAGACAGACGGAGGUUGACCCUCUGUGUUCAAGGCAAGCAUGAUCUAUACAGUUAAUUUUAAUAUAUCCAGGGCUACAGAAAACCGUGGCUCAAAAAGAAGAUGAGGAGAGAGGGGAAGGUUGUUGCUUUAACUGGAAUUUCAUUUAACAUUAAAACCGACUAUAAGAGAACUAACAUUGAGCCUUCUUUAUGCCAUCCAACAAAGCCUUUUAACUUUCUACACAGAAUAUUUGCCUAUCUUAGCAUUUAUUCCUAAAUACCCCAGGUACUUCCUAUUUUGUUACUAUAAAUGUUUUGUUGUUGUUGCUGUUGAGACAGGGUUUCCAAGUGUAACAGCCCUGGCUAUCCUGAACUCAAUCUGUAGAUCAGGCUGGCAUUAAACUCACCGAGAUCCACCUGCCUCUGCCUCUGCCUCUGCCUCUACCUCCCAGGUGCUGGGAAUCAGAGGUAUGUGCCACUAUCACCUGGCUAUAAAUCGUAUUUUAAAAAUGAUAUUUUGUGAUAUUUAAGGUGUAUGCUACCAUAAAUGAUAUUUUUUUUUUUGUUCUUUUUUUUCGGAGCUGGGGACCGAACCCAGGGCCUUGCGCUUCCUAGGCAAGCGCUCUACCACUGAGCUAAAUCCCCAACCCCAUAAAUGAUAUUUUUAAAUUACAUUUUCCAACUAGUUUCAUUGAAUUAAACUGACCGUAUUUUAAAUGUUUACUUAAUCUGUAUAUGUGUGUGUACAUGCUGUCCACAUUGUGUACAUAGAUAAAGGUCAGAAGAUAACCUUUUUAGGAAUUCGAGACAGAGUCUCUCUUAGGUUCUGCUUCUGGCCUGUGAAAUCCAGGCAAUCUAUCUGGCCCAUGAGCUUCUGGGCUAUUUUCCUGUUUCCACCUUCCAUAAUUUAAUCCACUGAGCUAAUAACUCUCCAACCCAACUGAUGGAAUUUUGAUCUUAAGUUGAAUAAACUAUUAAUUUUUUUCUAUGUUUACUCUAGGAAAUUCUAUCAUAUGCAAACAAGUACCAGGAAUGCCAAAAGGUUACAAAAUGCAUAUAGCAUGCAUUACAUAACAUCAAACUCAUCUUUAGGAGGGGUGUCAUGGCUUCUUGAUGUCAUGACGGGCAGUAUAUGUGAUAGAUGGCACCACCUUCCUUUUCAAUGGGGAACAAUAGUGUUGUUAUUCCAUGGCAUUGGAGACUGGAUAAAAUACUACCUUCACAGAUUCCCUGGCCAGGAAAGAUGUAGAGUCUCAUUUGUGGUACACUUUACUCUCAGCAAACUGCCAGAAACUAACUCCUGGUAAAGCCUAAGAAGAAGGAAACUGUAAAACCACUUAGAAGGAAGGUUCCUGGUAAUGCAGGAUGAAGACCCUUCGUUCACUGCUACUCUGAAGCCAGGUAUUUCAGACUAGCAAAAUUCAGAAUCCAAAGUAGAUUUAUGCCUAGAAAAUGCUGCCAGUAGUUUAAAGAAAAAAACCUGAGUACUGGUUUGUGCUGUGGCUUGGGAAUGAGCUGCCCCCACUGCUGUUCACGGUUGUAAACAUGGGUGCUUUAGCCCUGUGGGGUCCAAGAUGCCAAAAUAAGUAAUUUGGGCCAGACACCAGAAGACACAGGCACUAGCAGACACCAGAAGACACAGGCACUAGCAGACCCUAGAAGACACAGGCACUAGCAGACACCAGAAGACACAGGCACUAGCAGGCACCAGAAGACACAGGCAUUAGCAGACCCCAGAAGACACAGGCACUAGCAGACCCCAGAAGACACAGGCACUAGCAGACUCUAGAAGACACAGGCACUAGCAGACUCUAGAAGACACAGGCACUAGCAGACCCCAGAAGACACAGGCACUAGCAGACCCCAGAAGACACAGGCACUAGCAGACCCUAGAAGACACAGGCACUAGCAGGCACUAGCAAGUGUGCUCCAUUAUGACUUGACAAGUAUUUCAAUGUAAAUGUGGGUACUCAGAAUUAAUUCAAAAGAAAACAUUACAUUUCCAGCAAUUUUAAGAUUAAACCUGUCAAAUAUUUACAUGUAAUGUGGGAGGACAACAAAGAAGACCACCACGGCUGAGGUUCUAGUUCACUGGGAGAGUGCUAACCUAGCACAGGCCAAGACAGAGCUUCAUCCUAGGGCUCCACAACAACCCCCAACACCUCCUAAAUCAUGGCAAACAACGUGUAAGUAAGGGCCAGAGGAAAUGAACCAGGGGACUAGGCAGGCACAUGUCUUCACAGCACAGGGGAGCACUGGACUUCCUCAAGGGGGUGAGGGUCACAGCGUCUUUUACGCCAAUAGCUAAGACUCCUUAUUUGCCGCAUGUUUACAAUCAGUUCUGUGCCAGACACAGUCCCAUAGCAUUCACCCCAACACUAAGGAAGAGGAGAAGGAACACUGUGAAUUGAAAUCUUGAUAAAAGCAAAAGACAAAACACUGGCAGGCAUGGUAGUUUAUCAGAGAACUUGGGAGGCAGAGAAAGAAAGAACACCAGCCUGGUCCAUCCAGGGCAGCAUAGAUAGCUGCUAAAAAAGAAAGAACAGUCAAACAAAACAAGAGAAAAAUGUUGUGCCUAUUUCCCUACCCAGGUCCUAUCACAAAGAUCUUCUCUCCCCUCCCACAAAGUUAACAUUUGCCAGAAGCUUAUGUGAGCUCAUUAAUGUUUUUUUGCUGAGGAGUUACUGAAGGGGGUGUGAUCUAUAUUAGGAAUGAAACAAGCAGUUAAACAAGCUACCAGCUCUUAUCUGGCAGCACCAGGUGUUGAUAAAAACUCAGCGACUACUCAAGAUGUCCAUUAACACUGAAUUCUAAUUUAUUUCUCAUACUUCACCUUUAGUCUACAUUCCUGACCAGAUUUUGGGCUGGUGAAGUCCUUGGGUCACAACUCUGAGGCUGAAUGUCCAGGUUGCAACCUGUAUCCUAUAGAAAGUCCUCCCUUCUGCAGCAUCCAUUGCACAGGGACUGCACAGACCCCAUGCUGGCUUUCACCUAGCACAGCAGCUCUCAAUUAGGCACCGUGACACCACUAGUCUCCCAGAUAUAGCUUCAAGCUUCAGCCAGCCAUGCCUCUUUCUUUCUUUCUUUCUUUCUUUCUUUCUUUCUUUCUUUCUUUUCUUUCUUUCUUUCUUUCUUUCUUUUUCACAGGCAGAGCCAAGGUAAACAAGGUCAAGACAACCAAAGAGGCACUUGUUCCUUUCAGAAGGAGGCAAAGCGACACUUAUCACCUACAUACAGAGAAACAUGACACGUCAGGGAGCAGUACCUUGUGGUUUCUGAGCAAAGUGUACCCCCCAUCCUUUAUCUGCCAACCUCCAUUUAGUCUCUGAAAACAAACACUGCCAUAACUGUGCAUCCUUUCCCUGGACACAGAGUGUUUCCUAAAACAGAAGUAGGCAAUAAGAGUAAAACCUGAGCAAAGCCGGAAGAACAAGAUUCAAAGGCCAAGAAAGGGUAACACCCAUUUCUGAAUCUUGUCUGGAUUCUAGGGAGUCUAGAGAAGGGAUGUGGGCAAAUGAUUAAGGUCCCACACAUUAGUAAUGCUAUCCACCAGCGGGUACCUAACACUGUCCAGGACUUCUCUAAUCAUAACCUGGGAGGGCAACUGACACAUAGGACACUCCACAGCCAAAGAACAGGAACCACAGCAAUGGCAGUGAUGCUGCAGCCAGACACCUUCCUGUCUGGAGCCCACUGUCAGGCGGCCUCACCCUUAGGCACUCCAGGCUAGCACAUUCUCACAACUAUAACCCUUAAUGCAUUAAGCUUCAUCCUUAUUUUGUUCUGCUCCACUUGUUACAAAAGCUAAUGCUCCCAAGAAGGCUGUCCUAACUGAGGAUGGUGCCAAAGGGCAGGUGUACAGGAUUGGGACUCUAUUGACUUCUUUUGGGGACAAUAAAGAUUAAAAGUAAAACCAAACAAAAUUGAAUAAAACAACAGAAGAACCAAAGAGCGAGCAUGUGAAGCAUACAGAUGCAGAAACACAGAGAAACUCCAUGAACACACAAUACCAGAAACUGUAACACAUAAGCAAAAGAUCUGACAGGAAAAGAAAAAGAAAAAAAGGAACAAAAGUGUCCAAACAAAUCAUUGAGACAAGGAACCUACAAAAAUUGAGUUCAUCUUGUGUUGGCCAUCUACUGCUAGGCACAGUGAUACUCACUGUGUCGCAGAAAACUAAUCUUUCCAUUGUGAACUUAUCAGUUGCAAAUAGCUUCUGGUUUAGGGAUGGUCACUUGUAUCUACUUCCUCUCUCAAAGCUGGGAACCCGCAAACUGUCUCUGUGAGUUCACAUGUGCACCAGCCCUACUAUGUUUGGAAGACAUGUGUGUAUGUCACCAGCAAGUGUUCAUCUACCUAUGGCCUCCUUAGGUCUAAUGCCCAGGACAGGAUACAUGGCCACUAAGAUGACAGACAGCAGCACACAGCUACUGCCUUAGACGUUUUGUUAGAGAAUGUUGGUUUCCAGCAGAGGUAGAAUUAAAUUGCUUUUGCUGAGGGAGGGCAAUCAAACACCAAACCAACAGUUUCCCUUUCCCUGCUGAGGCCAAUGGUCUGUCACAUGGUGGGGGCUCUCCUCCCUUCUCCAACUAUCACAGCAACACAGAGGCUUCUGCUGUUUUUUUUUUUUUUUUUUCUUUUUUCAGAUACAAAGCCUGUCACAAGCAGGCUCCUCUCCUAGGAGGUAGGGCUGGGCCUCAUGGUCUUGAAAGCCUCAAAUUAGAGCCCCUGCUUCAUCAAGUAUUUAGUACUCCUAGAUCUUGCAGUAAGGUUUUACAGAACUGAGAACAGUGACUUAGCUGGGAGUCAGAAGUCAUGUUCAAAACUCCUAUCCAAGAGAAAACUGAAACUUCAGUUUUAUGGGACUACCCUCAAGUUCUAAAGGUAAGCAGGUAACCCAGGAGAGGCUAAUGUAGGAAGCCCUGAGCUGUGACACACAGCACCAUGUUUAUUUUAUUUUAUUUAUUUAUUUUUGGUUCUUUUUUUCGGAGCUGGGGACCGAACCCAGGGCCUUGCGCUUCCUAGGCAAGCGCUCUACCACUGAGCUAAAUCCCCAACCCCGUUUAUUUUUAAACUUACACAAAAUCCAGAUUUCAAAGACAUUACCAUCUAAUGGGAAGCUAAUAAAGGUAGUUCUUAAGCAAGAUACAUUAAGGUUAUGCUUCCUUAUUUUUGGGGGGUGGGGGUGGGUGUCUUCUGUAUCUGUAAGCUAGACUAUGGGUAGACAUUUAACCGAAAAUGAACCUUACCUCCUCCCUGCAUCAUUUUGUAGAUCUUGCUCUCAAUGUGGAGCUGAGGAUGUUUGGUUUUGACACAUUCAAGCUUGAUGGCAACUUCUUCUCCUGCAGCAAUGUCCGUACCUUAGGAAGAAAACUAAAUGUAUUAUUCUGUGUCUACCACACAGCCCAAAGCUUGCAGCAGAAAGAACCAGUGCUAUUUAAUAUCCUCUACAUCUUUGUAAGGCAAGAACCCAACCCUUGCACAUGGCUGGAACCAUGCUGUAGAACCAUACCUUAGAGCACUGGCUUCCUGAGAUGGACUAACCAUAGCUGCUCUGUACCUCCUAUUAAGAGAAGGUACUGCUGGCUGACCAACACAGAAAGCGAUCUUUAUUCAAAAACAUGUAAGAAAAUCUCUUUGGCAUUCUACCUUCCGUUUUUACCUGUACCCACUGUACCCACCAGCCAAUCAAUGUAGCUGCAGGCCCCACUCCUUCUACCCACUCAGGGUAUACCAAGGCAGAGCAAUAGGAUGCUUCUCUGUGAUGGUUUGAUGGCCUUCUGGAGUGUGCUUGAGUCUCCCAGGAGGAGGAGAGCUGGGUUUUCCCCUAUUCUCCCUCCUCCCAAUCUCAGGCCAGACAAGCCAGACGUCUACCUACACAUCUCAACAGUUCUUACAUGGACACAAUCAUCUCCAAACAAACCACCACAGGCUUAUCAGCAAAGACCCUCAACUAAACCAGGGAACAACUCCCUACCCCUUCUUUUUGUAGAUCAGACUGUCCUUCAACUCAGAAAUCUGCCUACCUCUGUCUUUCAAAUGCUAGGAUUAGAGGCAAGUGACACCCUCUCACCCUCUUGGAGACAAAGCCCUGGCCAGUUCUGCCUCUGCAACACAAAAUACAGUUUUUAUUAGUUUGUAACAAUGUUAUAACUAGAGCCUAGGAGUUUGGAGGAAAAAGGGUUUUAUGUGUAAGUGUCCCUUUCAUGCUUUGCUCUAAAGGUUCCUGCAUAAACGUUCCUCAGUCUACCUUCCAAGAUGCUCUGGACUUUGCCUCCACAUGGUACAUCCAGGUGCUUAAUAAAAACAGCCUAAUGUACCAUGCAGCCCUCCUCCUUGGCAGGUUGUUUCUAAGAAAAAGCAAUUCUAUACUUCCAGGACUGUAGUUAUUUGAAAAGGAUUAACAUGGAUUUUUAAUAGAGCCUGAUACAACCACCCAUGACCAGGGUCUGUGCUGUGUAGACAAGGUGUGGACUGAGCAGCCUGACUAGCUCUCUGUGACUCACUCUCUUUUGUCAACUGGGACAGGAGGGAUAUGUAAGAGUUUCAUUGGGAGCUGAAGAAACAAAUGGUUAAUGAGUCCCUGAGGUAGACAGUAGACAGUGGAGCAAGGCCCAUAAGCAUAGGGACAACCUAAGGCCAAAAACUGUGUCUCCUGCCACCCAAGAUCACAGAGUAAUCAUUCUGGUCUGUCAGAUGACUGCUACUCUGAGAACAUCUGGGCUGAAAGCCAAUCUCCAGUGCUGUAGAUCCAUAAUAACAGGAUCUAAUCAUUGCCACUGGCCAAUCUAGGUUUAAGAACUUCAUUUACUGUUCCACAAGAAAUCUUUGGAGGCCUAGUAUAAGUAAGAAGCAAUAUAUCUUAUUCUUCUUGCCUAUAGGCAGAGCAACUUAUCCACUUACACAAGAAAUGACUUCAUCUAGAACGCAUCUCAGAUGAAAAGUGACCUCUGGAUUCCUUUAAGGACCUGGACUCUGAGCUGAACUUGCCAGCCAGGAGCCAUGGUGACUCACGUCACCAGUUAUGUCAGCGACUCUCUGAACCCCAAAGCAGUACUCUCUGGGACAUCAUACCACCCUUGCCAGCUGGCAGGUCCACAGGGACAAGAGGCUGGGGCCAACCAGCCUACUGGAUCAGGACCUUCAGGAAGGUAGAAAACGCCCCUAACUUUACCCUUCUGUGGCUCCUACAGCUCACGCCUUGACAAAUCACCUCUGUGCUAUGCUCAGCCUUGGGAACAAAUGACCAAUGACAAUUCUACAACAUAAUGUGAAUUAAACCAUUUCUCCCCAUCCCCACCUUUUUUUUCUUUUGGUUUUCAAGAAAGUUUCUGUGUAGCUCUGGCUGUGCUGGAACUUGCUCUGCAGACCAGGCUGUCCUUGAACUCAGAGAUCUGCCUGCCUCUGCGGAGAUUAAAGGUGUGAGCCACCAUCGUCCAGCUAAAAUACAUUUUUUUUUCAUGCAGCCAAAUGCCAUAUAAUAAUGAAUUACAUCUUUUCAUAAAGCCAAUGCCAUUUGUCACUUUGUCACAAAAAAACCUGUAGGAUCUAUUAAAAGAGCUGUACUGCCUGCAUCUGAUAGUCAGGAGAGUAGCAGAUGGACACAGGACAUACGAACUUGAGAGGACAGACAGCAUAAGACCUACUCCAGACACUUCAUCACUUUUGUAGAAAGACCAAGCAGCUUCAAGCUCCAUCUGUCUUACAGGUGCCAGUGCAGGCACUGGUUUGGCCCUGUAUGUCUGUCCUAUCACCCCAGAGGGCCACAUCUCCUAAGCCCCACUAGCAUGAUAAUCUAGUCCAGACCUUACACUGUUCCUGAGCCAAACACAGAAGGACCUAGGAACUCUGGUAGUGACUUAUACUUCUGAACUUUAUAAUACCAGAUUCUCUACCAUAUAUAAGUCUGAUAUAUGCUACCAGAAGACACUAGUACCUAAAGAUGCCACUGUAAUCAGGGGAUCAGAUACAGAACAGACAAAAACAUUAUUCGGGAGCCCUAAGGUUGAACAGUCCAAAAGGUUAUAUGACCCUAACUAACACAGUGUACCACUCUGUCUAGGGCAGGAAGGGAACACUGAAUGACAAGCCCAGAUGCUGGUCACUCUCAUCAGGAUCUAGCUUGUCUGGACUGGAGAGAUGACCCAGUAGUUAGAGUACUGGAUACUUUUCCAGAGGACCUGGGCUUAUUUCCCAGUAUCCACAGGGCAGUCAACACCUGUCUUAUAACUCUAAAUAGUAAAUUAGACAUCCUCUUCAGGCUACCCCAGGCACUGCAAGCACGUGGUGCACAGACAUGGAAGCAGACAAAACAUAUUUUUAAAAAAAGAGAAAGCUAAAUACAACAACAGAACAGUUGGGCAGUGGGCAGGUCUUCACUGGGGAGGCAGAAACAGGCGGAUCUCUGAGCUCGAGGUCAGCCUGGACUACAGAGUUUCAAGAUAGCCAGGGCUAUGUCUUGAAAAACUGAAAAAAAAAAAAAAAAAGAAAGAAAAGGAGAUUUAUUUAAUUUGGUCGCACUGGGCAGAACAACAAAAGGAAAUCUAGUGACUCCCCUGUCCCCAUCACUCAGGUACUGACUUAAGGUUCAAUGCUGCCCUAGGGUUUUGACUAUAUAGGACAUCUACAAACAUGGUAGGCACACAAGGCCCAGGAUGGACCCUCCUGCAACUUCAAACACGGGCAAGAAGUAGGCAAAAUCAAGUUGUGGUUCCACCAUUAUUGUCUCAGUUCUAGAUCUGUUCUGCAAGGUAAUCACAUAAGCUGUCAGAACUGUGUGAAUUCUUUUUGGGCAAUCAGUUCCUUUUUGGGUGGUACAGGACUACAGCCUUGACUUUUCUCCAACAACGGGUAAAUUUAAUUCUUUGAUGUCUGGCAUAGUGGGUUACACACUACCCAGCACAGGGGCAGAGUUUAGAUUCCUAGCACCUAUUUAAUGCCAGGUAGGUAUGGCAUCCCACUUGUCACCCCUACAUGCAGGAGCACAGACUGGGUUUCUGGAGCAAGCUUGUUAACUAGAUUAGUCAAAUUGUAGAGUUCUGGUUUCAAGUGAGAGAGAUUGCCUCAAUAUAUAAAGUAGAGAGGGACUGAGAAGCCACUGAUGUCAGCUUCUGGCUUCCACAUGUAUAUGUACUCUACGCAUACAUGCAUUCACAUGUAAACACAUAUGCGUGUAGGCACACCACAUGCAUACACAACUUUUCAUAAAAGACGUCUUUCCUGUUGAAUGCCGUUGUGAGAUCGAAGUACCACUCUCAUUUACCAAUUGAAAUUGUGAGGAGAAAAAUCAGAUGAAAAUGCUACUAAGUUUUAACUCCCAAGGGAUGCUUAGGCACAUCAUGAAAUCUGACCUCAUUGUCAGCUGAGGUGCAGAGGAACCGGAAUAAUGGAUAACGAACUAAUUUAUACAGAGGACAAUAAACUUCCAUUUUGCCAAUGACAUGCUCAGGACUUCACUGCUUGCUUCCAGAGGAGAAAUAAGGAUGAAAACAGUAGUAGAUAAUGCUUGCCUUGCCCCUCUUGCACUUUGUAGGUUGGGCCUAUACUGUUCCACUGAACAGACCUUCACUUACUUCCUAACACUGGACAACAUGGCCCACACAGCCUAGCCUAUCCUGCAAACUCUUCCCAAGUUACCCAUGCUCCCUUUGGGCUGGGAACAAACUUUUAUUAUUAUUAUUAUUAUUAUUAUUAUUAUUAUUAUUAUUAUUAUUAUUAUAGUAUAAUCUCUGUUUUAAAAUGUUAUCUAGUAGGGACUGAGGAGAUGGCUUAGCAGGUAAGAGCACUAGCUGCACAUUAACAGUCUGUAACUCCAGUUCCAGGGGCUUCUAUGCCCUCUUUUGGCUUCCAAGGGCAUUGCAUACAUACCAUAUUCAGACAAAACAUUCAUAUAAAGUUAAAAAAAGAAAAGAAAGUUAUCAAGUGGCACGGUACCAGCAAUAGAGCUUUCCUCUGGUUUCCAAAGUGAUAGAAACAUCAGUUCCAAAGCAACACACACUGGGGUGAGGUUAGGGCAGAGAGGCUGCUUCAAUCAGCAAAUGCUCCUGUCCAAGGGUCAUCUACAGGUAUGCAGGCAGUGGCCCAUUCUACAUCUGGCUGGCUUAGACAAAGAGUGAGACUGGGUUUUCUAAAAUCUGGGCAAUCAAGAAAUAAACUCAUGAUAUCACUUCCCCCUGAAGAGAGUUUUAGAGAAGACAAGAACAAUAACAUGGUGGGCCACUACAGACUUUCCUCCUGCCUGUUGCCAUAGCAGGCCACCAGGGAAGGAACAAGCACAGGUUUAAUGACUUAUGACCACACUUUUACAUAUUUCUAUGUAAAAAUGUCUCAGGAAGAAAUAUAAAAAAAAAAACCCAGGCUUAAAACAGGGAGAACCUCGCUGGAAGAAUAAAGUGCCUUAUGAGGAAUACCAAAGAGGAGUUUUAGGAAUAUUUUUCAACUACACUUGCACCAGAAUGCAUGUCACACAGACUUCAAGAUGAGGAUCCAACUCCACUCAUACUCACGUGGCUCUUGACCUAUGUAUGGUAUGGGUGAGCCAACCCAUCCGCUGUCUUCAGGUCCUCUGUCUCCAAUUGUCUUGCAGACCUGCUUUUCUAGCCUAUCUUACUCUGAAUCGCUCAGUUCAUGCUCAGUUCCCCAAGGUAGCUUGAAAGGACAGUGAUGAGAGCCAAGUGGAAAGAGAGAAGACUGGCAGUGCCUAAUCCCUGACAGAAAGCACACUGUGAGGCCAGCAUGUUGGCACACAGCACUCACAAGGUAGAUCUCUGAGUUCAAGGCCAGCCAGUGCUACAUAGUAAGACCAUGUCUUAAACAAAACAACAACAAAACUCAUACCAUAACAGAUAAGCCAGUGACUCUAACCCUAACCCAGUGUCCAUCUUGGAGCAUAACAGAGGAGUCACCAAAUUAAAACUUUCUGGAAAAGGUUAGCUCACAUGAUCAGCUGCUGUGCCCAGGCCUAUGUCUAAGCCAGCCACCACCUACACACUGUAGAAGACCCUGCCCAGGAUGUGUAUUCGCUGGUUCAAGACAGUCUUUCAGCCCUUUGUCCUGUCCCUGGCGUCCCCCUGCUCCGGAUGGAGGUGAUUUUUUUCUUUCUCUUUUUUAGGGCUGUAGGAACCAGGUGGGGCAGAAGGGAUGUGACUGAGUAAGGUGCAACCCCAGACACAGCUUGCACUCUCCUGGAGAAGGAUUUACAUCUCUGAACGACACAUGACCACCAUAGCACAAAUGGUUGUUAGAACCAAUCUUCAGAAAGAACAAAACCUUUUGGCAAAAUCUCAGGGAACAAAAAGUUUCAAAAUACCUAUUUUCUAAUGCCCACGAAAGGGUGGCUAAUGGAUUGGUUUUCAGUAUAGCUCCUAUAUCCUGAGGUUAAACUUCUGCCAAAAUCUAUUGUUCUAAAAAUAAGUCAAACAGCUCCAAUUUACCCAGCACUUUUGACUCCCAAACACUGCCGAGAAGGCAUCUGGCUGACUCCUUGGAUAUAAAUAUUUAAGUAAGCAAACCCUAAGUCUCUCUAAAGCAUAUUUUACUCAUCAGACCACUCUGGCAAGAAGUUCAGGUUCAAAGGCAUUGAUGUAGCACAUCGCAGGGUUAGCCUAACCAGGCACCAUACGUACUUAUGAGCUACCCAAAUGGGACAGUUGCUCACCCAACACGGCCAGCUACCAAGGUCCUAAGAGGAGUUAGAGUACAAGCUGUUAAACUUGGGAAGCUUGAAAGGUGAGGCCCAAAGCAUUGCUUCUUACUGACUCUCCAUUAGAGAUACAACAGCCAAACAAAUGCUGGAGAUGGGCUACUGUUCAACAGAACACGGUUACCUCUAACAGGAUGUUCACCACCAGAAAGCUCCAAGUACCAAGGGGCUUUGGAAUAACUUAUAAUUCUAAUAAAUGCAGGGGGUAGUUUAAAAAUCCCAACUACCGGGUUUAAGCAAACCUUUAAUCACACGUAUAUACAUGCAUAGCCUUUCACCAUAUUAAGGUGGACAUAACCCAGGAUAGUUUAACCCCAAGUCUAGGAUUCUCAUGUCUACCUUUAGAGUUCUGAAAGCCGCCAUGAGAACUUUCACACCGCUUGUCUCCCCUCUAUUCUGCCAACAUCUUGACACUGAAUGUAUCUGCAUUAAUCAAAACUUCAUUCCUGUUGAUUUCCAGGUGUCCAGGAGUCAACUUAGAUGCUCAACAUAUCCUGAAGACCCCAGCCAAACCAAGGCCUUUCAGGCCAGGCACAGGGAACAUUUUCAGUCCUGUUUUGGAGUUAAGGUGGCAACCAGGAGGCUAUGGGUGAUCCCUUCAGCGGGUCAGCUAACUGGAGAUACCAUUGUGGAAAAGGGCAGGCCCAGACAGCCCCAAGAACUCUUAGAAAUCAGCCGGUCAUUUCCCCAUUUCUGACUGGGACACUCCCCACCUCCACACUACAUUUGGAUUGUUUUGACAUCUCUCCCACACGCAGGAAAACAUCCAGGACCACACUGCAGGGAUGAGGAACAGUACCAGACCCUUUUUCAGAGUAGAGCAUGGCCUUUGUUUACCGCGGUGACCUUAGGUGGGGGAGGAUGCUGACGCCCGGCCCAGGCCCUGCCCCUCCGAGCCCCACCCUCAGCGCGAUGCCUUCCCUUGCCCCGCUCUCCCCUCCCCCUCCUCGCUGCCCCCCGGCCCAGGCCCGCUGUCCUUUUCCCACGCCCUCUGACACCCCACAACCUCUGGCCAAGGCCCGCUGCCCCCCGCCUCUAGGCCUUGUUCUUCCUCUCCCGGGUCCCCGACCACUCCCCAGACACGCUCCGAGCUCUUCACCCACGGUCCUGCAGUCCCCAAGCCCAGCUGUCCCCCAGCCCUUCCCCGCACCCCACCCGACCUGCCGCGCCCAGCCCCCCGGCCGCGCUCGCACAGCGGCCGUUGGUGUCUGGCCACGGCCAGUGGCCGGGCCCUCGGACUGCGGAGAUGCCGAGCGGCCGAGUGUCCACUACGGCCCUGCGCAGGCCUCGGCCUGCCGGGGACCCCGCCCGCCGACCCGCAAGACUCCCCGGUGCUCGAUGGCGCUGGGCCUCACCGAGAUAGAUGUCUCCGAAGGAGCCGCUGCCGAUCUUGCGGCCCAGUCGGUACCUGUUCCCGACCCUCAGCUCCAUGGCAGCGGUGCGGCUCGCUACUGCCCGCCCGGCCGCUUCCUGGGUCUGCGCUCCGGGAGGCGGCGCCGCUGCUGCCGCUACUGCGGGUCCGGUCCGACUCCGCCCCCCUCACGGCCCCGCUUUCACCAUCGCUUUCUGGUCGCCCCGUCGCUCUCAGCGCCUCAAUACGGGGCGGAUGGGACAGUCCGAGCGCCGCCGCCGCUGCUCCGGCCCCUGCCGGCCCCGCUCGCCCUCUCCCCGCCGCGGAUGGACUCGGAUCUUCCGGGCCUAAAUCCCCCUUCAGCUGCCUAAAGGAGCCGCCGCCAUCGCGCUGUGACGUCACUUCCCCUAGCAACCCAAGGGGGCGGGGGCCACCGUGCUCGGGGGCGGGGCUUGGCUACUUGAUGGAUUGCGCAGUCGCAACCAGGCCUGUUUCUCUGUCCCAGUAUCCGCCGUUCCCGAAGGAUGACUACAGCUGGUCACUUUGGUCUUCCUAUCUGUCUCCAACAGAAGUCUGAGGAAGCUAAGCUAUGUGUGGGCCAUCUGCCUGGAGAACAAGUCAACAUUUUUAUCUGGUCUGUAUUGGAUCUGAAUGUUCUUCCUGACAAACACAAACAUGAAUUCUGAAGUUCAGGCCGGAGGCCAGCUUCCAAGACUUGGCUGUCCAUUCUGACCACUGGGGAGGGCCUAUGGAGGAGCCACCACACAGGAGGUGCACCCUAACCAGGAGGGGACAACCUUCCAAAUAGAUGCUUCUCUAGGCCCACUCCCACCCAGCUAGGAACAGAAGAGUCAUAGAUCAAGGGAAUGCUUACAUUAGAGCUCUCUGCACAGGGUGUAAAUCUGCUGUCACCUCAGCACCGCCUGCCUCGUGGGCAAGAGAAGCAGUUCAGCGAUUGCCCUGCAGAAACACACGGAGCUCAUAUGUCUCCUAGUCUCCUGGCUCGGCCACCCUUCCCCUUGGAGGUCCCGCAGUGCCCGCCUGCACACAGCUGACAGUUGGGUUGGGGAAUGUUACACAGUGUAGCUGGAGACAGAAGACACCAGAAGGCAAACUGAAACCAGUGGUCACCGAGAGGCGGGUAGGUUGGGAACUGCCCAGCCUUUUAGUCCAGGAGUCAGGGCCAGACUGGACCAAACUAGUAAAAAUAAUCUUACUGGCAGAA